AUGGCCGACAUCAAGACAGAAAAGCCUCAGCCAGAGGUUUCCGACGCUGCGGAUACGGCCGAGGCGUACACUGAGAAAGUCACGCUAUACGAGCACGACUUGGAAUUGGAACAAGCGUUGGCAAACUAUGUUCCAGAUUCUCCGGAAGAGAAGGCCCUCGUGCGGAAGCUCGACUUAUACAUGGGGCCGACGUUGUGGUUCAUGUACAUUUUAGCGUACAUCGACAGGCAGAAUAUCGGCAAUGCCAAAGUUGCUGGUAUGGAAGCAGACCUCAAACUCACAGACGACCAAUAUGCCAUGUUGCUUUCGAUCUUCUUCAUUGGUUAUCUCGUCUGCGAAGUUCCUUCGAACAUGCUGCUCACUCGAUCCCGCCCGUCGUACUACCUGCCCGGUAUCAUGAUUGUCUGGGGCACCGUAUGCUCCGUGAUGUCGGUCGUCAAGAACUACGAAGGAAUGCUGGCUCUUCGGUUCUUUCUCGGCUGCAUCGAGGCCGGAUUCUUCCCUGGUGUCUUGUACGUGAUGACUUGCUGGUACAAGAAGGCAGAAAUCGGCAAGAGGUUUUCAAUCUUCUACACCGCUUCUGUGUGCUCCGGCGCCGUGAGCGGCCUCCUCGCUGGCGCAAUCACCGGUAAUAUGGAAGGCGUUCGAGGCAUGCGAGGAUGGCGAUGGCUCUAUCUGAUUGAGGGCGUCUGCACGGUCGGGUUCGCCAUGAUUUUCAAGUUCGUGCUGCUCGACUUCCCCGAGACAACGAAGCGCUUCUCAAUGGAGGAACGGCAACUUGCCGUGGUCCGCAUGAUCCACGAUCGGCAGACGACGGCGGCGCGACACGGCCAGCGCCUCACUCACUGGCAAUCUCUCAAGGCCGCGCUGGCCGACCCGCGGACGUACAUCUUUGUGGUGCUCUUCACGAUGGACCUGGGCUCCUGCACAAUCUCCUACUUCAUCCCCACGAUCGUCAAGCAGAUGGGCUACACGUCGGUCAUGGCGCAGUACAUGACCAUCCCCAUCUGGAUGGUCGGCGCCGUCUUCCUGCUCGUGCUCUCGUACACGGCCGACAAGACGAGGGACCGCAGGUGGCACAUCACGGGGUGCAUGUGUCUCAGCUUCAUCUGCACGCUCGUCUGCGUGACCGUGUCGAACCCCAAAGUCGUGUACGCCAUGCUGUGCUUCUACAUUGCAGGCCUGUACACGGCGCUCCCGCUCAUGCUUAAUUGGACGUCCGAGGUCAUUUCGCUCCCUGCGGAAAAGCGCGCCGUGGUGGUGGCCCUGGUCAACUCUGUCGGAAAUCUCUCGGCGGUCUACGGCAGUAGGCUUUGGCCCUCGUCGGACGGGCCCCGGUUUGUAAAGGGGUUCGCGGUCACGGGUGCCUUCACCGGCUUCGGAACUAUUUUGGCGGCGCUGAUUCCUGUCAUCUUCUCUUACCUGCCCAAGGAGGGUAACACCAAGGCUGAGAAGGAGAUCUUGGCACGCGAGAGAGAGUUUGUUGAGGAUACCAGAGCCCCUGGUGAAGUUUAA
Molecule: messenger RNA, 1515 nt
Organism: Colletotrichum tamarilloi
Lineage: Eukaryota; Fungi; Ascomycota; Sordariomycetes; Glomerellales; Glomerellaceae
Product: allantoate permease
Exons: 5
Coding region: 1-1515 (504 amino acids)
Biological process (GO): transmembrane transport
Cellular component (GO): membrane
Molecular function (GO): transmembrane transporter activity
Source: RefSeq, a predicted model, not a curated record